This is a messenger RNA of Aspergillus chevalieri, 1743 nucleotides long. RefSeq names its product GMC family oxidoreductase. The record is from RefSeq and is a predicted model, not a curated record. Gene Ontology annotation, molecular function: flavin adenine dinucleotide binding; oxidoreductase activity, acting on CH-OH group of donors. NCBI's taxonomy places the organism in Eukaryota, Fungi, Ascomycota, Eurotiomycetes, Eurotiales, Aspergillaceae. The coding region runs from base 1 to 1743 and encodes 580 amino acids. The transcript has a single exon.
AUGUCUGUCAAGGACAAUGCUAGAUUCGACUUCAUUGUCGUCGGUGGUGGCACUGCUGGCAACGUCGUUGCUGGCCGCCUGGCCGAGAACCCCAACGCUAAGAUCCUAGUCGUUGAGGCUGGUGUUGCCAACUCCAAAGACAUUGAAAAGAUCAGAACCCCUUCGGAAGCUAUGGAGCUCCGUGACAGCGAGUACGAUUGGGCCUACAAGACCACCAUGGUCAAGAGAGAUGACUACGAGCGUAUUGAGAAGCCCAACACCCGUGGUAAGGCACUUGGUGGCAGUUCGUCCCUGAACUACUUUACCUGGGUCCCUGGAUCCAAAGGUACCUUUGAUAUGUGGGAAGAGUACGGUGGAAAGGAGUGGACUUGGGACCCACUCGUUUUUUACCUGCGGAAGAGUGCGACCUACCACGACGAUGAGAAGGCAUAUUCACCAGACCUGAAGAAGAUCGGCCAGAACGGCCCCAUCCCCAUUUCCCACUCGGAACUUAUUCCCGAAAUGCAGCCCUUCCGUGACCUCCUUACCAAGGCCUGGAAGUCCACCGGUCAGCCAAUCAACGAGAAUAUCUUCGACGGUCAAAUGGUUGGCCUGACCCACAGUGUCAACUCAAUCUACAAGGGUCGCCGAUCCGGCAGUUUCCUCUGUGUCACAGACAAGCCAAACAUCACUAUCCUGCCCCAGGUGCACUCGAAGAAGCUUAUCAUUGACAAUGCUGAUAAGACCUGCAAGGGUGUGACUGUCAUCACUGCUUCUGGCCAGGAACUCAAUCUCUUUGCCAACCGCGAAGUCAUCGUUUCCCAGGGUGUCUUCGAGUCCCCUAAGCUGCUGAUGCUUAGUGGUAUCGGGCCUGCUGCAGAGCUCAAGAAGCACGGCAUCCCCAUAAUCGUUGACAACCUCCACGUUGGUCAGCACCUCCUCGACCACCCUGGUGUUCCAUUCGUCCUCCGCGUCAAGGACGGCUUCGGUAUGGACGACUACGUCCUCCGCAAGGGCACCCCCCAGAACAGCCAGGCCAUCAAGGCCUAUCAAAACAACUAUGGCGGUCCUCUGGGCUCCGGCUUCCUCGAGAUGGUUGGUUUCCCUCGUAUCGACAAGUACCUCGAAAAGGAUCCCCAGUACCGCCAGGCCAAGGCCUCGAACGGCGGCAAGGACCCCUUCUGCCCUUAUGGCCAACCUCACUUCGAGCUUGACUUCGUCUGUCUCUUCGGAAGCGCCUUCCAGUGGCACUACCCCACACCAAGCAAGGGCAACUACAUCACUGUCAUGGUCGACCUUGUACGCCCCGUCUCCGAGCCCGGUGAGGUUACCCUCAACAGCGCCGACCCACUGCAGCAGCCCAACAUUAACCUGAACUACUUCAACAACGACCUCGACAUCAUCGCCAUCCGCGAGGGUAUCAGAUACGCCUACGAUGUGUUGAAGAACGGCGAGGGCUUCAAGGAUAUCAUUGAGGGCGAGUACCCAUGGGAGAUGCCUCUUCAUGACGACAAGUUCAUGAAGAGGACUGUCCUGGACCGCUCCCAGACCUCCUUCCACCCUUGCGGUACUGCUCGUCUUUCUAAGAACAUCCAGCAGGGUGUUGUCGACCCUGGCCUCAAGGUCCACGGCGUAAAGAACCUCCGUGUGAUUGAUGCAUCCGUCAUCCCUGUGAUUCCCGAUUGUCGGAUCCAGAACUCCGUGUACAUGGUUGGCGAGAAGGGCGCCGAUGCUAUCAAGCGUGACCACAGUGAUUUUUAUUAA